AUGGCCAUCAUUCGUUCUCCCGCGGUGGAGAUCACCGACGCGGUGAGGCGUCGGAGCAACCGUCUCGUUGCCCCUCGUCAGGGACCAGGCUCGGGCAAAGGUGACUCGUCCUCCGGCGGGUCAGACCGAGGCGGCGGAGGGGAUGGGAAGGGGAAGGGGAAGGGAGGUGGUGAUGGAAACAAUGGUGAUAAGGGACAGGGUGGAAAAGACGGAAACAGAGGGAAUGGGGGCGGCGACGGCAGAGGUCAGGGCAAGGGGAAUGGACAGGGAAACGGGCAGGGAAACGGCCAAGGAAAAGGCAAUGGCCAAGGCAAUGGUCGAGGCAAUGGCGAGGGCAACGGUCAAGGCAAAGGAAAUGGUCGAGGCAAGGGGAAAGAAAGGCAAAGGGAACAACCAUCGGCCAAACAGCCAGAGCCGGCUCUACCUUUUCUUCCUCCCCCCUCUCUUCCUCCGCCAUCACCUCCUCCUCCAUCACCUCCUCCUCCAUCGCCGCCACCACCACCAGCACUACCAUCGCCAUCAAACGAACCAUCGCCGUCCCCCUCAACUACUGAUGAGCCCACAACGACUCCGCCUCCGCCUCCUCCUCCUCCUCCUCCUCCUCCCCCCGCGUCUUCUCCUUCGCCGCCUCCUACGACAUCUUUGGAAGAGACGACGACAUCGACAACGACAUCGACAACGACCUCGUCCGACGUGGAAACCGCACGCACGACUACAUCAACACCGCGAUUGUCCCGUGUGCCGCUUCCAAGCACUCUACCCAUCGCCCAGCAGCCCGUUGAGCCUCCUUCACGGCUGCCAAUCAUUGGAACGUUGACGCCUCUCCCGCCUCGGUCCACAUCGUCGACCGCAAGCCCUACGUCGCUUGAUGAUCUGCUAUCCCCGCCAUUCGAGAGCACUCCUGUCACCGGCACCGCGAGACCGGAUGCGAUGAUGCCAUCGCCGACAGGCUCUGCUUCAGCCACUGGAGGUCUCAAUUCUGGUCAGAAAGCCGGAAUCGCCAUUGGUAGCAUUGCCGGUGCUGCCUUGGUGGCCAUGUUUCUGGUCUUUCUUGUCCGAUGGCAGAAACGCAGGUCCGAACGCUACAUAGACUUGGAGCCCAGACCGCCGACCCGGCCCCCAAGCUGGACAUGGCCCUUUGUCCGGCCUCUAACACUUCUCCGGGCGUCGCUUGCGCCCGAGCCUCGUGUCGAGGAUAGGCCGGUCUUUCGGGCACAAGGUGUGGCGGAGCAACCACCGAUGCUUCCGCUCCCCGUGCCGGCCAAGAUCAGAGACAACUCGGGCUGGGACUGGGACUGGGAGUCUUCCUCCGUCUUUUCCUUUCCACGUGCGUCAAUGCCCUUGCUCACCAAGGACGAAGUGCGGGAAAAGAAUCAGAUCCCCGUACCAGACUUGCCGGUGGUCGAGCCUGAGUCGCCAGGAAGCUCCAUAUACUCUUCCCCAAGAGCCUCGAUUUGGGAGCGUGGCCGGUUGCACCCUUUGCUGUUGAAUCCGGUCAAGCAUUUUCGAAGCUCAAAGUAG
Molecule: messenger RNA, 1521 nt
Organism: Verticillium alfalfae VaMs.102
Lineage: Eukaryota; Fungi; Ascomycota; Sordariomycetes; Glomerellales; Plectosphaerellaceae
Exons: 2
Coding region: 1-1521 (506 amino acids)
Source: RefSeq, a predicted model, not a curated record